Molecule: messenger RNA, 570 nt
Organism: Ilyonectria robusta
Lineage: Eukaryota; Fungi; Ascomycota; Sordariomycetes; Hypocreales; Nectriaceae
Product: HIT-like domain-containing protein
Exons: 2
Coding region: 1-570 (189 amino acids)
Molecular function (GO): catalytic activity
Source: RefSeq, a predicted model, not a curated record
AUGACUUCCACCGGCGCGGGCGAUAGGAUCAUCAAGUUUGGGCCAUUCGAGGUGACGAAACAGGUCUUCUUCUCAACCCCCCACUCAUUUGCCCUCGUCAACCUCAAACCCCUCAUUCCCGGCCACAUCCUCGUCUGCCCACACGCGCCGCACCGCCGCCUCACCGACAUGAGCGCGGAGGAGAUGGCGGACCUCUUCACGACUGUGCAACUCAUGCAGCGGCUUCUAGCCCGGGCGUACUUCCCCACCCCGGACCCGGACGCCGGCAGCUUCUCCGUGGCCGUGCAGGACGGCGCGGCGGCGGGCCAGACGGUGCCCCAUGUGCACGUGCACGUCAUCCCGCGGCAGGCCGGCGACCUGGGGACGCCCGAUGUCGUUUACGUCAAGAUGGCGGGCGAGGACGGCAACGUGGGCGGCGCGCUAUGGGAUCAGGAGGUGCGGCGGCGGCCUGUGCCGGGAGGAAGCAUGCCGAGGGUGGAUGACGAGGAUCGACGCCCGAGAACUGAGAAGGAGAUGAUGGAGGAGACGGAGAAGUACAAAGCACUUCUGAGAGAGAUGGGGGUUGAGUGA